This is a messenger RNA of Acanthosepion pharaonis, 2118 nucleotides long. The record is from the annotation of a GenBank genome assembly. NCBI's taxonomy places the organism in Eukaryota, Metazoa, Mollusca, Cephalopoda, Sepiida, Sepiidae.
AUGACUGGCAGCAGUUGUCCUUAUUCAAGCACAGUUUCAUGUGGUGAAAUUGCAGCAGCCAUUUUCUGCACCAAAACCCGCAUUGCGUUAUUUAGCUCUUCCAUCAUUUUCUCCUGCAGUUGUUGGAUGAAAUCUUGGCCUGAACAAUUUCUUUUUUUUCUAUUUGUAUCUCUGUUUCUGUCUCUCAUUCUCUCGUUCUGUUUGUGUCUCCCCGUCCGUCCGUGUUUCUCUCUCCGUGUCUCUCUCUCUCUCCCCGUCCGUCCGUGUUUCUCUCUCCGUGUCUCUCUCUCUCUCUCCCCGUCCGUCCGUGUUUCUCUCUUCGUGUCUCUCUCUCUCUCUCUCUCCCCUGUCCGUCCGUGUUUCUCUCUCCGUGUCUCUCUCUCUCUCCCCGUCCGUCCGUGUUUCUCUCUCCGUGUCUCUCUCUCUCUCCCCGUCCGUCCGUGUCUCUCUCUCUCUCCCCGUCCGUCCGUGUCUCUCUCUCUCUCCCCGUCCGUCCGUGUCUCUCUCUCUCCCCGUCCGUCCGUGUCUCUCUCUCUCUCCCCGUCCGUCCGUGUUUCUCUCUCUCUCCCCGUCCGUCCGUGUUUUCUCUCUCUCCCCGUCCGUCGUGUUUCUCUCUCUCCCCGUCAAAUCCGUGUUCUCUCUCCGUGUCUCUCUCUCUCUCUCCCCGUCCGUCCGUGUUUCUCUCUCCGUCUCUCUCUCUCUCUCUCUCCCCCCCGUCCGUUUUCUCUCUUCGUGUCUCUCUCUUCGUGUCUCUCUCUCUCUCUCCCCGUCCGUCCGUGUUUCUCUCUCUCCGUCCGUCUCUCUCUCUCUCUCCCCGUCCGUCCGUGUCUCUCUCUCUCUCCCCGUCCGUCCGUGUUUCUCUCUCCGUGUCUCUCUCUCUCUCCCCGUCCGUCCGUGUUUCUCUCUCCGUGUCUCUCUCUCUCUCCCCGUCCGUCCGUGUUUCUCUCUCGUGUCUCUCUCUCUCUCCCGUCCGUCCGUGUUUCUCUCUUCGUGUCUCUCUCUCUCUCCCGUCCGUCCGUGUCUCUCUCUCUCCCCGUCCGUCCGUCUCUUUCUCUCUCCCCGUCCGUCCGUCUCUCUCUCUCUCUCCCGUCCGUCCGUGUCUCUCUCUCUCUCUCCCGUCCGUCCGUGUCUCUCUCUCUCUCUCCCCCGUCCGUCCGUGUCUCUCUCUCUCUCCCGUCGUCCGUGUCUCUCUCUCUCUCUCCCCGUCCGUGUCUCUCUCUCUCCCUCUCUUUCUCUCUCCCCGUCCGUCCGUCCGUCUCUUUCUCUCUCCCCGUCCGUCCGUCCGUCCGUCUCUUUCUCUCUCCCCGUCCGUCCGUCCGUCUCUUUCUCUCUCCCAAAUCCGUCCGUGUCUCUCUCUCUCGUCCGUCCGUCCGUGUCUCUCUCUCUCUCUCCCCGUCCGUCCGUGUCUCUCUCUCUCUCUCCCCGUCCGUCCGUGUUUCUCUCUCCGUGUCUCUCUCUCUCUCUCCCCGUCCGUCCGUGAUUCUCUCUCCGUGUCUCUCUCUCUCUCCCUCCCGUCCGUCCGUGUUUCUCUCUCCGUGUCUCUCUCUCUCUCUCUCCUCCCCGUCCGUCCGUGUUUCUCUCUUCGUGUCUCUCUCUCUCUCUCCAAAUCCGUCCGUGUUUCUCUCUUCGUGUCUCUCUCUCUCUCCCGUCCGUCCGUGUUCUCUCUCCGUGUCUCUCUCUCUCUCCCCGUCCGUCCGUGUCUCUCUCUCUCUCUCUCCCCGUCCGUCCGUGUCUCUCUCUCUCCCCGUCCGUCCAUGUUUCUCUCUCUCUCUCUCUCUCCGUGAGUCCCUCUCUCUCUCUCUCUGUCCGUCCGUGUUUCUCUCUCCGUCUCUCUCUCUCUCCGUGAGUCCGUGUUUGUGUGUCUCUCUCUCUCUCUUUGUUUGUCUCUCUCCGUGUCUUUUUCUCUCUCUCUCUCUCUCUCUGUGUGCUUUAAUUCUUCUUCAUUCUUAUCUUUUUUUUACGCGAUGUCUACACGCGAAGUCGUUUGAUCACAAAACAUUUCGCACGCUAUCUCUCCUCUUUCAAUUAAUAAAUAUUUCAUUCCUGGUCGCGGUACCUAUACGCGAGAAUACGAAACGACGUUCUUUCUUGGCAACACAGCAUGUCGAUAAUCAUUAA